ACCUCGUACGUCCGUACCACUCCGUCCAGUUUAUCUCUAUAUCCCUUGUGAUUGGUGGAAAAAUGUCUGGAGCAGCAUCAGCAGCAGCGGGCUCAAAGUUUCAGCAGUUCAUGAACCACCCGGCAGGGCCUAAAACAGUGUUCUUCUGGGCGCCGGCUAUGAAGUGGUGCCUCGUCGCUGCGGGAUUGAAGGACCUUACCCGGCCAGCGGACAAGCUUAGCGUGUCGCAAAACCUUGCCCUCACUGCCACCGGCUUCAUCUGGGUGCGCUACUCAGUCGUUAUCAUACCGGUAAAUUACAGCUUGGCUGCGGUCAACUUCUUCGUCGGGGCGACUGGUCUGGGUCAAUUGGCUCGCGUCUGGCACUUCCAACGCACAGGCAAGGACCCCGUGAUGGAUAAGUUUGGCCCGAAAAACACCGAGGGUGGACACGCAACAGCUUAAGUCCUUACUCAUGCACAGUCUCUUGCUGUACCUCUCCUGCUGGAUAUUCUAGAUUCGGACCUAUAAACAAUACUGGCACUGGGUCUACACCCCCAGUCCUUACUUGCACUCAGCUGCCGAUUCCACAACAACCCCAAGGCAUUUUGGCGGUGUUAUGGGGCUGAGCUUGAAACUUGACAUGUGGUAU
Messenger RNA from Phanerochaete carnosa HHB-10118-sp, 630 nucleotides. RefSeq lists its product as uncharacterized. Gene Ontology annotation, cellular component: mitochondrial inner membrane. Gene Ontology annotation, molecular function: pyruvate transmembrane transporter activity. The record is from RefSeq and is a predicted model, not a curated record. Gene Ontology annotation, biological process: pyruvate import into mitochondria. Bases 63 to 443 code for a protein of 126 amino acids. The transcript has 5 exons. NCBI's taxonomy places the organism in Eukaryota, Fungi, Basidiomycota, Agaricomycetes, Polyporales, Phanerochaetaceae.